Molecule: messenger RNA, 5537 nt
Organism: Anarrhichthys ocellatus (wolf-eel)
Lineage: Eukaryota; Metazoa; Chordata; Actinopteri; Perciformes; Anarhichadidae
Gene: tmem125a
Product: transmembrane protein 125a
Exons: 3
Coding region: 2105-2803 (232 amino acids)
Source: RefSeq, a predicted model, not a curated record
GAGACCCUCGGCGGUGCGGAGGUCGAUCCACCGACUCUCUGUUCCCUCCCAUCGACGUCUCCUGCCGCCGUGCGCGGCCACACCUGCAUUAAACGGGGAAAGUCCGUCCGGUGGAGAGGCAGAGAGACCGAAAGGCUUCAGAGAAGCGGAGGCAGGAAACGGAGCACCUUCAUUUGCUCCUAUCGCAUUAGGCUACUCUGGACACUUUGAUCCGAAAAGGGUGAAGGCAAGCAGGCAUGCGACGAUUGGUGGUACUGAGACUUUGCAACCGUGGAGGACACAGGGUGGGAAAUUAGGAUUUAAAACGAAAUUGAUCGGCACGAUUAAAGAGACCGAGUGUGCGCAGCUGUGUGCAGGUUUUCCCUUGUGAUCCCUGACAGAGCGAGGACAGUGACACUGACUCGGCCAUUGUCUCCUCACUGUUUCCGGUCAGAGGGAGCCUCCGCGGGUGCCUCUGCUGUCCAUUGUGACUGUAGAGAAGAGAAGUCUGGAAAAAGACCCUAUUAAGCAUAAUUUCUCUUUGCCCGCCCCUUUUGCAAACCCAGGAGCAGCAGUGAAGUAUCAGCACUAUCCCUAGCCCCGAGCCUAUCCCUCCAUCCUCAGCCCCAUCACCUCUAAACCCCUUAUCCCUAUCACACUCCCUCAGCCCCUUCCCUUUCUCCAGCCCCAGCUUCAGCCUCAGCCUUUGCCCCAUCGGAGUCCCAGAUGACAGCUCAGAAACAUCCGUUACCCUCCUACUCAACACAAGCCUUCUUUCCUCUCCCUCCAGCCCCCGUGGCGCUUGGCACCAAUGCCCAUCAUAUAGACAGAUGGAGCCAACCCUGACCCUUCUCCUGGCCCGUGGGGACGCUAAGAGAAUCAACGCCUGACUACAGGACAGUGGGGGUGGUGUGUGAGUGUGCGUGGGGGGGGCGGGGACAGGAAGGACAGAGGAAGAGCGUAUUGCUUUGUCACCACGGCAACACAUCGCCCAAUCUCCCGUGGACUCCCCUUCAGCCCACAGCAGGAGUUUCAAAACCCCCCAAAUUGUGCCUGACAUAUUGUUGCUUUGAUUAUUUGGCAGAGAUAACUGGCUCCAUGUUUGUGUGGAGAGAAGAUGCGAACAUUGGCAAAAUUCUAAAUAUUGCAAACAUCAUUUAAAAGAAACAGGAAACCAGAAGAAGACUGAUCUAAAAACGCUGAAGGAAAACACACUCCUCAGUCGAAAGUGUUGUUUAAGUUUCACUCUAAGCCCCACAUUUUCUUUUCAUUAUUACCAUUUUUACUGGCAAAUUAACACGCGGGAGGGAUUUUUUUCAAUUUUUUCAUUGUGCUUCCCACACUUCAAUAAGGCAGAAGAAGCAAUUCCCUGAGAGCAAUGAGGAGAUUCAUGUGGGACUCAAGUCAGAGCAUCCUAAGGUGUGCAUGCAUACCUUUAUCCAAGCUGUAACGGUGUGCAUUACACCUCUGCUACCUAGUCCCAACAUGGACUUUGUGUCAAGGCAUUUUCAGUUUCAUUCUCCUGACUAGAAGCAAGGUUUUGGCUACUCAACUUUCACUGGAUGUUGUUGCCGUCUUCUAACCUAGUCUGCUGACCGGCAUUUGGAUUAGCAUAUGAUGCCAUUCUAGAAAUUUUAAAAGAACCACGUAUCAGCAAUAAAAUGAGACACUAAUGGCCAGUGAAGUGAUUUCAGCGAGCUGACAUAACAGAGGGGGGAAUACCGGAGUCCCAAUGCUUCCCAGGUGAAUGCUGCCGCCCUGGAAAAUUCCAUACUGGAAAUUCUGCCGAUGUUUGGAUUCUUUGCUCUGGAUGUUGAAGCUGUAAGGAGGAUUUGGAUCCACUUCUGUAUCCAGUCAGUGUGAGCUGUAAGGAUUUUCAUUCACACGGGACCAAGCGACCUAAACCGAUAUUGUGGAACCUUUGAAUGCAGACUUGGGCGGAUAAAACACUACAAUACGCUGAGCUCAGUCAAGUGUCUUAGUGCAUUUGGUGCAUUACAUUUAUUUUGUCUGCACAUUUGCCGCCAACUGAAUGAAAUAAGAACUGAAAGGAUUGUUUGGUGGAUUCUGUCUUCUUUGUGGUGGUUGAGGCAACCUCAUUGAGCAGGCUGGGAGUGGCAUCAGGAUGCCUGAACUGGAAAACUUUGCCCCACUGAGAAGUCCGAGAGGCCCUGAGCUGGUUUCAAAUGCUCCAGCAGACCCACUACGGAUUCAGCACAGCAUCCUGGAGGAACAGGUGGAGCUGUGGUGGUUCAGAGAUCCUGGGAAGUCUCUGCUCUGCUACUGUGUGGCUGUACUUCUAAUCCUGGGCUGCGGGCUGGGCGGGGUCGGCCUUCUCUCCACCACCACCAGCGUCUCAAGCGAAUGGCGGCUGGGCGUGGGCACGGCCCUCUGCUUGCUAGCCCUCGGGGUCCUGCUCAAACAACUGCUCAGCUCAGCUGUGCAGGACAUGAAUUGCGUUCGAAGCCGACAGCGGAUCAAUAUGCUAAAAAGCGGCGGUUUAUCUGACCUGCUUGUGGUUUUUAUUACAGGGCUGUCAUUGUUGAUUUGUGGAGGGGUUCUACUACACCUGGCACUGGCUAAUCACAUGCCAAAGCCUGGCCAAGCCCUUAAUGAUAUGUACAUCUCUGGAGUGGUUCUGCUAGCUGGAGGGGCAGCUGCAGUUGUAGGUGUUGGAAUAUACUCUGUUGCGGUCGUCCUGCUUGAGAGGACAAGGCACGGACGAAGAUUGGUGGACCAGGUUUUGAAUAUCUUCACUGUUUCUGGACACAUGGACCGUCAGGCUCGCAGAGAGACUACCUCCAGUCUGGCUAAUCUCAUAUGAGACGUAAUCACACUAAGACUGUGUAUUUUGUCACCUUGCGCUUUAUGUCAGAACAUUUAGCCUCAACUAAAUCAUAGCAGGCUUAAUGCCAAAAUAUUACGAGAACAAUGAUUAAAACAAGAUUCAUCCCUUACAUGCUUCAGUUUUGUCACAAGCUGAUUAGACUCGGUGCGAGGCAAAAUGAGCUGAUUUUUAAAUAUCUUCUUGCAUUAAGCAAUCAAAUCUCAAUUCCAUCGAAGAGUAAAACACUGAAGAAUUACGACAUGGCUAUGCUCAAAAUACAAAUUUGAAUGCCCCAAUUUAGAUUUCUUUCUCAACAUGUGACCAGUUACAAAUUCAGAUGCUGUGGCAUUUCUUUUUCACAUGAAUGGCAUUUUAUUCAAGUUCUGUGAAUUUUAUCUAUAAUUAGGCUAAUUAUCUUACCAACGAAGACACCAACGAAAAAUAAGUUUUAAUUAAAGAAGUUGACUCAGGUGGUAGAGAUUCAGUAAUGAAAAGCAAAUAUCAGCUGAAACUUCUAAAACUAAAGGGAGAGGUGUUGGUUUACAAACAGAAGUGAAAUAUUGUAUGGCUAUCAGAUUGGUGCAGCUGUCAGUAAUUGAACAGAAAGGCCUGUGGUGUGAGCCUACAUUAAAAUGAUCAUUUGGUUUAUAUAAAGCUCUUCUACACAAAUGGUGUUCAUACAAAAAGUUGUGAGACUACACAGAUGAAGAGACAGAAACCUUGUCAAAGUUGACACAAGAGAACGAUUAGAGUGUUCAUCUACAAAUUGGAUUGUCACACAUUCAUGAUCUGUUAUAAUACGUAUCCUGUAAAAGUGUCUUUGGGCCACACACCACUCCCUGCUCAUUGUAAGAUAAUAUGGAUAAGAGCACCAGCUGAUAGGCUAAAAUGUAAACUGCUGAAUAAGUGAAUGAGUGAUAGAUGAGACAAAAUAAAUAUAUAUAAAAAAACAUCUUUUAAAAAUGUCUUUAUGAUUCAUGCACCGCCCUCAGUCUGUCCAUGUUCACAUAAAGAUAGGAAAAUAAUCAGCUGACAAAUUUCAGGGAUUUGAGGAUGGUCAAUAGCUCAGUAAAGCUAAAGUCUAGCUGAUUGGAAUGACUUCUCCCUCUGAUCUCAUUUCCUCAGCAAAAUAAUAAUUUACUAUUACACAUGCAGAAGCACAGGGCUAUGCUGUUUGUGACGGACGUGGUCAUUUGGCUGCCUGAACACAUGAUACAAGACAAUAUGAUUGUUGAAGAAUUAUAUCACAGCACUUCAGAAUGUACGGAUACUUUGUGUUUUUGUGCAUCAACACAGUAUUAAUCUUGUUUUCUUCAAGCCUGCUGUCAUCUAUUUUUGUCAAAUUACUUUGUGUAAAGUAUAAUGGCCACUCGUUGUUCUGAAGUCAUGGAGAAACACAAAUCGCUUCAGCUCCAGUGAGUUUUCUUUUAGCUCUUAUUUAUAUGGAUGAGUCUCAUUGCUCUCAUCAAUCCGUGUUGGCAAACAUUUUCAGCAAAAAAGUUAAACUCCGCUGUACACCACUUACCCACCACCAAAGGGCAAACGACAAAGUAGCCAAUGAACUAGCAUCUUGAUGGCUAAAGAUCCAAAUAUUUUCUUUUGGUGGAAACCAAAUUAGAGCUAAAAGCACCAUGAUUAGCGACUGGACUUACAUUUAUAAUGCAAAGUCUACAUGUCAAUGAGCCUGCUGAAUGUUUAGGGAAUGAGGAUCAUAAAGAGAGUUUGGACUUGUCACUGUCAAUUCUUUCUACUUCAGAAAGAGGCGUUUCUAAUGAGAUGUUGGAGAUAGUCCUGGUGCAUUCUGGGAAGUUUUAAGGGGACAUAAAAUAAACAAGAUGACAUAAAACUGAACUAAUGAAUCUAUGCAGUUGCUGUGUUUGCUAACACAUUUGCCACAAGAGGUUAAGAUGGUGAUAUGGUUUGUCAGCUUGAUCUUAUACCCUCUGAUGCCUAAAAAGUCAUUAGUGUAGCUUUAAGCAAGCUGGCAAGAACGCAAAAUGAAGGAUAGUUGCAAUUUUCCCAUUUGUCAAUUUGGGAAAAUGUGACAUAAAAAGACUUCGAGUCCUUUUACAAGAUAGGUUUGCAAAAUCUAAUACCGGGGCAACAUUUACAGAACGAGUGAGAGGAUGAGUCAGCAGCACAAUUCCUUUGACUCUAAGUUAAAUUGGUGUGUUUCUAGUGAGAGUAACAUCAAGUUAUUUAAAUCCCUGAAGCACUUCAGUAAAAGAAAGGAUGCACAUUAUUUUGAUUUGGAUCAAGGUGAAGAAUCUCAGUAAAUAUGACUCAUUGGUUUAAAAAAAAUGUUUUUCAUUUACGCACGAGGCUUUAGUUGGGGGUGAAAAUUGUAGACCUAGCAAUUCUGAUUCAUCCGAUGUAUUAUUGGCCAAGAUAUCAGGCCAUCAUCAUUUCUGAAAAAGCAGAAAAGGAGAAAUAACUGUUGGGUGCAGGAAAAAUCUGUGAAAUUAAAUCCAUUACAUCCACAUGGCCAGUCAUAGAAUUUCAAUGCACUUGCAAAGUUUGAGCUGGGUUGUCAAUAUGCUUCAUCAUCUUUCACUAAAUCAUGUGAAUUUACAGUAUGCUGACAAUGCUGCAUUGUUAUUAUUGAGUCUCAUUUGUUUCCAGAAGUGUAGAAACAUUCACUUUCAAAGCAAAGAGAUACCACUAUUAAGAAAAGCUGUGCACAGUGACAGCUAUUGAAGGUGAUUUGUGUUUAUAAAAUGUUUCCAAAGCC